This is a messenger RNA of Hippoglossus stenolepis (Pacific halibut), 3259 nucleotides long. RefSeq lists its product as uncharacterized. The transcript has 3 exons. The coding region runs from base 760 to 1569 and encodes 269 amino acids. The record is from RefSeq and is a predicted model, not a curated record. Lineage: Eukaryota; Metazoa; Chordata; Actinopteri; Pleuronectiformes; Pleuronectidae.
UCCUGCUAGCCUAUACACUCAGAUAAUAACUUUUGCAUGAGUAUCAUAUUUAUAAUAAUGAUAAUUACUAUUAUUAUUAUUAUUAUUACUAUUGUUGUUGUUGUUGUUGUUAAAUAGAAAAUGAGAAAACUGGUAGAUCAAUUAUAAAAACAUUUUUUAAUCCUGUUACUCUGCUAAAUAUAUCUUCCAUAGAUUAAUCUACAGAAUGUGUUUAUAUAUAUUUUUUACCAAAAUCCAAAUAAUCUCAUGGCUGUGUUGUGGCCAUGAACAGGAAACACACAUUGUAUUGCACAAUAAUAGGAAGUGGUCCUCGAUAGGUGUCAUAAUUUUCAAAUAGAACUUAAAUCAAACAGAUUAUCUGUGGCAUCCUGACUGUUUCUGGUCUUUUCUGUUUAGAACUGUGUUUUCUGUUUGUAUAUAUCAUCCGAGGCUUUAAAUCAGAGCGUAUCACAGACUGUGACUCUACGGCUUCCUCUGUGGGAUACUUCCUCCAUCCUGACGUCAGCUGGAUGUGAUGUGGGAUUGUUUUUCCUCCCCAUCCCAGUCUCAGUCUGACGCAUUCAGAAGAUCAGCUCUUCAGCAGCGGCCUGAGUUCGGCUGACGGAUUCUUUCUCUCUGUAGGAUGUCCUGUGUGCUGUCCUUGGCCUCGGACGAGUUUUCUCCUGAAACUACAUGAGACGAGAAGUGGCUCAGGUUUACACAGCACCCUUCAUGAGCACCAGUCAACAUGCGGCCUGAGCCUCUCCUCCUGCAGCAGUGAUGGCAGCCCUCAGCCCUCCUGCUCCUCUCCUCUGUGUGCUGCUGUGUGUGUCUCUGGCCCUGCAGCGCUCCGACCUGCGUCUGGCUUACGUGACCCACAACAGCUUCUUCUACUACUCCUGCAGCCAGGACCCGCAGCCCUGCAGCGUCUCCUCGCUGACUGACUGCAGAUGCAAGGACAUCCAGCUCUCCACGCUGCACCACCCGCAGUCCCACUCCUCUCCUGUUUUCCGGAUGAGACGUUUGACCGUCUGGUUCACGUCGCCAUCGAACACGGCACGUCUGCUCAACAACUCGGAGGUGAGGCACCUGACUCUGAUCCACUGUGGUGCCGGGGGAUCCGGUGGGAUGUCCCCUGCUCCCCUGGAGGGACAUUUCGCUGUGCAGCAUCUGGAGAGGCUGACGGUGGUGAACCUGCAGCAGCUUCACCACCUUCCAGAUGCAAACAGAGCCACAAGCACAGACUCGAACAGUGACACAGACGGAGACAACAGUGCUUAUCUGGACUCAAAUAGAUACAACCGGGACAGAGACACGUUCCUGGACCUGAUCGCAGACAUGAGGAGAGAUUCCCUGGAUAUGUCCACACCCCAGAUCCAGGACAUCUUCCUGGGCAGGGAGCUGGGAGCAGCGUAUCAUGAACAGGCCAGACUGGGGAUCGUCCACAGCUCCGUGCUGGAGUGGGGGGCAGUGGUCAAAGCCUACACGGUCCAGACGCACAUAGACAGUGACGGUGAGCUGCCAUUCCCUGACCUCCACCUGCCCAAAUUACCAGCGGCAUCCGUCAUAUACGUCAGCUUCGUGUACUGACACCAGGCCUCUGUCUGGGAGGUGCUGCUGGGAACAACCAGCAGGAAGAAGAGAUUGUUACAGACCAGGAAUCAAGAGCUGUCCUCGUUUACAUAACAUUUUAAAAUUCUGUCCACACUUCAGAUUUACAAUUCAAAAAUGAUUAAUUUAAUCCUCUUAAAAUCGGAAGUAAAGCUGGAAAAUAUAGAAAUCUGUGCCAUAAAACUUUGUGAGAGAGAAAACAAAGUGACACCAGCUGAAACUGUUUUUCAAAUCAUCCUUUUAUUUAGUUUAAAAGUUGUUUCCUGGUAAAAUUCCCAGAACAGAAAUUGAGAUUUGUUUUUCUUCUUCCGAAAGCUUUAAUCAUAGUUUUUCCUGAGUGAGAAAUGUGCACAGCUGUUUAUCAGCAUGUAAGAACAAACCAUGUCAACUAAUGAGAGAGCCUCUGAGGGACGGGAACAGUCUGCCAGCCUCCUCCAGCUGGAGGGUCCUUUGUUUCCAAAUGAUGUUUACACUGAAUUGAUGGAACAAUCCCCAAAACAAGUGUUUACCAGUCGAGCAUUUGUCCUUUUUAUUCCCUUGUUUUUCCCUCUGCAAAGUGAGCGUCGUGUCCCCAAAACAAGACUCUGAUCCAGUUGCAGAAUUCACACUGAAUAUAAGGUCAGAGGGAUUUUUUUCUGCCUGCGGGAAUUAAAUCUUCUUAUUUGAAGAUUAAUACAAUCUGAACUGUUUAUCCUAAACCCUCCCGUAGGAGAAAUAAUGAGACUUGAUGAAUCCAAGAGAAAUUAUUCUUCAGCUUUCAUCAAGUUUGAAUUUGGUCACUGAGACAAAUGAUAUAUAUUGUGCAUGUUAUUGUGCCUCAAGUUUUCUUUUGGAUCUUAAUUCUUACUCAAGAAUCUCAUUAUUUGAGACAAAUACAGUUUAGUGGACGAACACAGGAAUAGGAGCAUUUAAGAUUUUAGAUGUGAGUUAAGAGGACGGCUAUUUCUCUUGAGCUACAUUUAAGAAAUAUGAGAAAAUAGUCUAAAUCUCAAAUUGAUCUUAUAUUGGGCUCAGUUAUGUGUAGGUACGACCCUAAAACGAUAAUAGGUAUAAAUAAUGGAUGGAUUUAUUACAAUGAGCUGAACGUUAUACUGUGAAAUACAGUAAUAACUCAAGAAUAAGAUUAGUUUCAAACAUGAGGGUAAAAGAUUCAUUUAAAAAUGUAAAACCGUCAGUGAUGCUCAGUUUUCACUCUAACACUGAUCAACAGCGAUAAACAGAGGGAAUAACUUGAAAUCCUCAGUGUGAUCAAAGAUGGAUGGAGGUCAUUUGGACAUCGGUGCAUCAUGACCCUGACCUCUGACCUUUGACCUCUGGGCCCCUGUCAUAAAUGUUUCCUCUUUAUACAAAUGUUAUUCUAAAGAAACCUGUCACUCGUGUUGCGUUUGAACAUUGAACCACACGGUGGCAGCAGAUACAUCCAAAUCAAAGCGAAUGACUCAAACUGAGGCGAAGGAGACUGAGGUAUUUUUCUGUCAUGUUUUUAAAGUGAUCUACAUUCUACAAACUUCUACAUACAUGACACUCAGCACUUUAAAAGCGUGUGAGGAAUGUGUUUUAACGACAGAGGUACAUUGUUGAGUGUGACCUGGUAUUUAUUUGUGUAAAAGAAAAUAUAUUAGUGUCAUUGGCUGCACUUGUUUUAAACAGAAAUAAAUGAUUUACUGAC